This is a messenger RNA of Gadus morhua (Atlantic cod), 2095 nucleotides long. RefSeq names its product type I phosphatidylinositol 4,5-bisphosphate 4-phosphatase-A. The transcript is spliced from 8 exons. Gene Ontology annotation, molecular function: phosphatidylinositol-4,5-bisphosphate 4-phosphatase activity. Bases 299 to 961 code for a protein of 220 amino acids. Gene Ontology annotation, biological process: phosphatidylinositol dephosphorylation. NCBI's taxonomy places the organism in Eukaryota, Metazoa, Chordata, Actinopteri, Gadiformes, Gadidae. The record is from RefSeq and is a predicted model, not a curated record. Gene Ontology annotation, cellular component: phagocytic vesicle membrane; lysosomal membrane; late endosome membrane.
AACGCCAGAGAGAAGACCAUUAGCCCAUGUUGUCAUAUAUCCUCCUCCACCGAUUUUGUCUUCAAACCGGGUUUGGGAAGCACUUGGCCGGACAGUGCCUAGUCUGAGCUGUCGGAUACCAUGGCGGACGGGGAGAGGUCGCCGCUGCUGUCUGAUCCACAAGAUAGUCCGAGCUCUUCCUAUAGCUCUCGUCGAGCCAAACCACACACAGAUUCCUCAGCCAAUACCACAGGACACUACUACGUAUUCACUUAACAAUAAGGACUUUGAGUCUCCCUUCCCCAGCUCCAGGGCUGACAUGAUGGAGCCGCCUCCGCCCUACUCCCUCCCGGGAGUCAGCCCCGACGAAGGGGCCUCCGUGGGGGUGAGCUGCCGGGUGUGCCAGAGCUCCAUCUCGGUGGAGGGGAAGGGGCACCAGCACGUGGUCAAGUGUAGCGUCUGCAACGAAGCCACGCCCAUAAAAAACGCUCCAGUCGGGAAGAAGUACGUGCGCUGUCCCUGUAACUGUCUGCUCAUCUGCAAGGUCAAUUCCCAGAGGAUCGCCUGCCCACGACCCUACUGUAAACGUGUCAUCAACCUGGGGCCGGUGCACCUGGCCCCAGACAGCCCAGAACCACGGAACCAGCCGGUCGGAAUCAGGGUCCUCUGUGGACAUUGUGCUAACGCCUUCCUGUGGACAGAGUUUUCUGACAGAACCCUUGCCAGGUGUCCACAUUGCCACAAAGUCUCUUCUAUUGGCCCUCGGUACCCCAGAAGGAGGAGCUUGCUGUGCUUCCUGCUCUGUUUGGUGCUGGCCGCCACGACUGCUGGACUCAUGGCGGGGACGUGGACUCCAGCCCAGCAUUCUAGAGGGAUCUAUGCGGCCUGGGUCCUGAUGUUGGUGCUGGCUCUGUACUCCCUGGGGCGAACCCUUUACUGGAGAUGUCUCCGGAUCAGCCAACCACUGUCCAACGAAGUAUAGAGAGAGAGAGGGAGAGGGAGAGAGCAGAAGAGGUUGAAGAAAGUGAGAUUGAUAAGUGGAACAACUUUUGAGAUGAGUAAUCUCAAUAUCUCAGAGAUGGAUUGAUUUGAGAGAAGUAGACACAUCGAUUCAUAGAUGGAUGAAUUGAUUGAUGGAUGGUAAGGCUGAUAGAUCCAUCAGUUGGAGGGAUCCAACUGAUGGAUCUUUCUUCCAAAUAUCCUGAAAAACACUAGCCAACCACAGCACUCUAUGCGCCGGGGCACGGGAGCCGACCAGACACUUUUAAACCAAUCACAGGGCCUUCAAUGUUCUCAUUCGGUUCAUAUAUUGCAGCUUGUGCCAGUUUGAGCCUGUCCAAAUGGAUUUAAGUCUGCUCAAACCAGUUAGGCUUAGCUCUUGCCAGAUUGAGUCCCUUUAUAGAUUGUGCCAGUAUUGAGCCAAUCAGAAGGAGCAUAUGCAUUACUUAGUUUGGAUCAUGGGUCUGCUGCUCUAGUUAUAUAACCCGAAGACGGACCCAAAGCAUCCAAGCGUGUCUAGUCUUUACUUUGAGGCAUCGCGGCACUAACAGAUCCCCUCGCAUUAGCACUUUGACCGUCUGUUUUUAACCCUGAGUUAGGACGCCAUGCCCUGACUGGCUAACUGUGGAAUCAGCUGUUGGCUCAGCUUUAUUCUAAGGAUCAUGACCUCCUGAUACGCCACAUGAUCAAUAAUAUCAUUUACUAAUUUAUAAUGGAAUAUACAGAUCCUGGAGAUAAAUUGUAUGGACCAAUGGGAGACAUAAGGGACUUAUAUUCACUGCCAUUGUCAGUAUAUGUAAAAUAUGACAUUUCUCCUUUCAUAUGCCGGGCACACUGAUCAGAAGUCCAACCACUUCCUGUCAGGCUUGAAGAAUUCACGAUUCUUGCUAGAUUAUCUGAGAGACUGACUUGCUAGUACUUCAAUUUAAUCAAUUGAGAAAAAGUUACUCAUGAAGGGACCUCACUAUCCAACCCAUAAUACAGGAUUUUAACGUAUUCUUUAUUACCUUGGGAAUCAAAAUAUAACUUGGGCAUUUAUUUAGAUGUUUUUACAUUUUUCAUUUGUCAGUGUCAAUGAGCACUUUGUUUUGAAAAUAAAUCUUGUUCUUGGCGGAAA